AGAAAAGCGACUUAAUGGUGCAGACUCAGAAGCUCAAUCUCCUGCCUUGGGUCAUAAUCUAGGCCCAUAUCUUGUAGCAAGCCUGGCCCAUUUAACAGCAUCUAGACACCAGACCAGGCCGUUUCCGGCGGUUGAGGAAGAAGUGGCGACGGAGAGAGAGAGUGUUCAGAAAGAAACAAUGGAGGACGGAGCUGAGAAAGCUUCGUCUCUCAGAUGGAAACUCCUUCGCCAAGCUCUUCUCCGCCGUCGUCCUCCCAAUUCCUCAGGUGACAGUUCUGAGAUCAGUAUAAAGCGCGUUUCAAGGAAGGCCAAGCGAGGAUUUAACUUGAUACCUUGUCAAUUGGCCGACGACGCCGACGCCGAGAAAGAUUCAGAUUCUUCUCCGUCGUCAACGACGAAACAAUCAAAAGACGCCACUUUGUGCUUCACCUUACCCGUCGACGAAGCUCCCAAGCUUUUCCUAACCCAGAGAGUGAACAAUGUGGCUGACCUCAGUGAUUUUGAGUUUUGUAAUAAACACGAAAUUGAUAAUACUGGCCUUGUAUGUCAGUGGCCAUCAGAAGAGGUUCUUGCAUACUUUUGCUUGUCACAUGCAGAUAUGUUCAGGUCUAAAAGAGUUAUUGAACUAGGAUCAGGCUAUGGCUUGGCGGCAUUAGUUAUUGCAGCUGUUGCUGAGGCUUCCGAAAUUGUAAUCUCAGAUGGAAACGCUCAAGUAGUCAACUAUAUUGAGCGUAAUAUAGAGAUCAACUCUGGAGCAUUUGGUGAUACAAAAGUAAAACCCAUGAUGUUGCAUUGGAAUCAGGAUGAAAUUUCAAACAUUUCUUACUCUUUUGAUCUCAUUGUUGCAAGUGACUGCACCUUUUUUAAGGAAUUCCACAAGGGGCUUGCACAACUUGUCAAGUGCUUGUUGAAAAAAGUGGGGCCAAGCGAAGCUCUAUUGUUCAGUCCCAAAAGAGGUGAUUCAUUGGACAAGUUCCUGGAGGAAAUCAAAGAAAAUGGCUUGCGGGUCAGCGUAACAGAGAAUUAUGACGUAGAAAUUUGGAGGCGUCAUCAGAGCUUUGUGAAUGGUGAUGACUCCUGGCCCAGCUAUGAAAAGGAUCACUGCUACCCGUUACUGGUCAGAAUCAUGCGAUGAUCUUUUGGUUUCGGUUUUCCUAAUUCCCUGCACAUAUUUCUGGCAAUUUUGUAUUUAAAUAACAGGAAAAACUUUAUGUUGUUGGUGACCAUUUUCAUGUCAUGCAUCCAAUUGAUGGAACAUUAUGAAAACAUUCAUCCUGAAUAUGAUGAAAACAUAUAUGUCAAAAUUUUGUGAGUUCCACAAAAAGUAAAAUUAUUAGUCUUU
Molecule: messenger RNA, 1342 nt
Organism: Morus notabilis
Lineage: Eukaryota; Viridiplantae; Streptophyta; Magnoliopsida; Rosales; Moraceae
Product: calmodulin-lysine N-methyltransferase
Exons: 7
Coding region: 179-1135 (318 amino acids)
Cellular component (GO): cytoplasm
Molecular function (GO): calmodulin-lysine N-methyltransferase activity
Source: RefSeq, a predicted model, not a curated record